CGUAAACCGUAUUACAGUAUUCCGGGUUUUUGUUGUUGAAAUUGAAACGCGAUCAGGAUGUGGAUCUUUUCGUUCUCUUUAUUGUUGUUUUUCGUUGUUUUUUCCAGUCAUUUGCUAGUCCUAGCUCUUCAGAAUGUCACGGGGGACUUGUUCGGAUCUGAAUCAUACGGAACCAUCGCUGCUUUUGGGGAUUUUAAUUCAGACAAGCAAACGGACCUGUUCAUCAUCAGAGGUCAGACAGAACUCAUUAUUUUCCUGGCGGAUUUAAAGGCCCCUUACUUCAAGCCUAAGGUGAAGCUUUCAUUGAAGGAUGUCAUUAUCAGCAGUGUGGUUCCAGGAGACUACGAUGGAGAUUCACAGAUGGAUGUUCUUCUCACCACUAAGACAAAUAGUGUCAACCAAGAAACAUCAGUUGUAAUUUUCUGGGGAAAUAAUCAAAGUCUAGAUGAAAAUCAUAGGACCAAAUUAAACAAGACAUUUCAGGAUGAACCCUUAAUAAUGGAUUUUAAUGGUGAUAUGAUACCUGAUGUGUUUGGUGCCAUUAAAGACAGUGUCGAGCCGUACAUCUGCUAUCUGAAUGGAAGGAACCUGUCAUGGCAGAAAGCACUGGACACUGAUGCAAAAAUGCGUAUACCCCAUUCUCAUGCAUUUAUUGAUGUGAAUAAGGAUUUCACUGCAGAUGUAUUCCUUACUACUGAAAGCAAAUCUGGGGUUCUGCAGUUUCAGGCAUGGAUAAAUAAGGACGGGAACUUCUCUAAAGACACCACCUUGCUGAAGAUACCUGACAGUGUGAAGAAAACUGGACAAUCUGCAUUUUCUGAUUUUGAUGGAGAUGGCUUUCAGGACCACCUGCUCCCUGUCUGUUUGGAUGAUGGGUGCCAUAGAAGUGCCAUCUACCUCAACAAACCUGGAACAGAGGAGUGGAUUCCAAUCUUAACAGACUUCCAGAAAAAAGAUACACUGUGGAGCUUCGUCCCUCUUGAAGCAUCUGCCCUUCACAACCCAAUCACCCUGCACCUGGGUGACUACAACAUGGACGGCUUUCCAGAUGCACUGGCCAUCCUCCGGAACACAUCUGGGAGCAAUCAGCAAGCCUUUCUCCUGGAGAAUGUGCCAUGUGCCAGCAUCAGCUGUAGGGGUGCAGGUCGUAUGUUCAGAGUCUUCUGGGACCUCUCAGACCUCAAUCAGAUCACAGAUGCUGUGGUGGCAACCUUCUUUGACAUUUAUGAAGACGGAAUAUUGGAUAUGUUGGUGCUCAGUAAAGGUCCUCAAAAUGAACUUACCAUCCACGCUUUGAAAAACAACUUUGAGGCAGAUGCUUACUUUGUGAAGGUUAUUGUGCUCAGUGGACUCUGUUCCAAUGACUGCCCAAGGAAAGUCACACCCUUUGGAGUGAAUCAACCCGGACCUUAUGUCAUGUACACUUCGGUCGACUCCAACGGAUACCUCAAAAACGCAUCAGCUGGACAGCUAAGCCAGUCAGCACAUUUUGCCCUACAGCUGCCCUAUACUGUGCUUGGUUUGGGUCGCAGCGCUAACUUCUUGGAUCAUCUGUAUGUUGGGAUCCCACGUCCCCCGGGAGAGAAGGCUAUCCGAAAACAGGAGUGGACUGCAAUCAUCCCUAAUUCUCAGCUGAUCGUCAUUCCCUAUCCCCACAACAACCCACGCAGCUGGAGCGCCAAACUUUACCUGACCCCAAGUAACAUAGUGCUACUAACAGCCAUUGCACUAAUUGCCGUGUGUGUUUUCAUCCUGGCAAUAAUUGGCAUAUUGCACUGGCAGGAGAAGAAAGCGGAUGACAGGGAGAAACGCCAGGAAGCUCACAGAUUCCAUUUCGAUGCCAUGUGAAAACCCAGAGUCCUGUAACGGUUGUUUACCCGCUAUUGGAACAAGGGCCUUCUGUCACAUAUGGCAGUGGAAUGGAUGGUUAGGAACUGUGUAAUUGUAAAGAAUGUUUUGCUAUUUAUUAAGAUGAUUUGAGACCGCUGAACAGCUGCUUUCAGUAUUAUGUUUACUUCACAAUCAAAAGAAAAUGGGUUAGGAUUGAGUGUACAUCCAUUAAUUAUUACAAGAGUAAAGAGCUGCACUGUAUGUGGCUGAAAGAUCAGCUUCUAACACAUUUUCUGUUUAUCUUUAGUGCCAAAAAUAUUAUCUUGAUUAAAGAAAGAAUUGUUGUUUUAACUCUUUCAACACUGCAUAACUAUAUAUAUAUAUAUAUAUAUAUAUAUAUAUAUAUAUAUAUAUAUAUAUAUAUAUAUAUAUAUAUAGAUGAAGACUAGGAAAGCCAGCUCAAAACUAUGAACCGCUAUAGUAUAAGAAAGUAAACUCCUAUAUUCCCAGAAGGAAACACCAAAAACUAUUAACAUAGCUAUUAUGCAGUCAUUUAGUGCUGAAAGAGUUGAUUAAGAAAAAAGACAAAAGCUUUUAUUUUGAUUUGAAGUUUAUUGUAAUAAGCUAACUUUGAACAUGACUAAAAAUGUAAAAUACCCCUGGAGGAGACCUAGCAAGAUAAUGUGUUUGCACUGUAUUAAAUGUUCAUGUAUUACACUGAAAGCAGCAUGUGCAUACAGUAAAUGAUGUGUUUCAUUUAACAAUUAUUUCUAUGUUGUUCUUCCUACACUCCAAUUUUUGCAUUCUCUAACUGGCUACAAAUGUAUGUUCAGUGAAACUGAAUGAGAUGAAUGGGACUGUGAGUUGCACUGUUCCAUGGUACUUGCUGGAGCUGAACCCACUUGUAAAGUUAUACAAUCCUUUUCAUUGAUAUUCAUUCCUUAAGCUUUGUUUGCCAAGUUUUUUUUUUUGUUGUUUUGUUUUGUUUUUUUUUGUUUUAAAUGCACUUUUAUUAAAAAUUAGUAGAAAUGCCUUUAUGCAAUAAGUGCUGCUAUACUAAUACUACUGAACUGUUUAAUUCAAACUAUUCCUGAUGGUCAAGCUUAAUAAUGUAUUGUGGGUAUU
Messenger RNA from Polyodon spathula (Mississippi paddlefish), 2955 nucleotides. RefSeq names its product integrin alpha FG-GAP repeat containing 1 (gene itfg1). Gene Ontology annotation, cellular component: plasma membrane. The record is from RefSeq and is a predicted model, not a curated record. The coding region runs from base 58 to 1848 and encodes 596 amino acids. The transcript is spliced from 18 exons. Lineage: Eukaryota; Metazoa; Chordata; Actinopteri; Acipenseriformes; Polyodontidae.